Molecule: messenger RNA, 1307 nt
Organism: Spinacia oleracea (spinach)
Lineage: Eukaryota; Viridiplantae; Streptophyta; Magnoliopsida; Caryophyllales; Amaranthaceae
Product: phosphopantothenoylcysteine decarboxylase
Exons: 4
Coding region: 405-1022 (205 amino acids)
Biological process (GO): coenzyme A biosynthetic process
Cellular component (GO): phosphopantothenoylcysteine decarboxylase complex
Molecular function (GO): FMN binding; phosphopantothenoylcysteine decarboxylase activity
Source: RefSeq, a predicted model, not a curated record
AGAAGACUACGAAAACCAAAACCAAAACCAAAACCAAAACCCAAUUACGGAGUACAUAGUUAUCAUCUAUGUUCAUCUCCUCGUAAUUCGUAAAGCUUACUGCUGGCCAAAAACUUAUGCUAUCCUCGCCGGUGUUCUGCUCUUGGCCGGUACUCAAAAACCCUUGUCGGUGCUCCUCAUCCAUAUUGUAGAAAAUUGGGCUGAUUGAGAUAAAGAAAGAGGUUCGUUUAGUGUCUAGAAGCAAAAGGAGGGUUUUAGCUCUCAGCCCCUGUACAUCUUUCACCGAUCUCUAUCAAGAACUACACCACUCCGCCGCCAGUUCCCGCCGUUUCUCCACCCAAGCCACCACUGUUGCCUCAUAUCUGGAAGUCAACCGCGCGCUUUCUACCAUCCAAGACUCUGAUAUGGAACAAGGAGAGCCUGUUUCUACUCAGAUAGAAGCAGUACAAGCUAAUACCGCACCUAGGAGACCCAGGAUCCUUCUUGCUGCUAGUGGAAGUGUUGCUGCGAUCAAGUUUGGGAACCUCUGUCAUUGCUUUUCUGAAUGGGCUGACGUAAAAGCAGUUGCCACUAAAUCUGCGUUGCAUUUCAUUGACACUCUGACAAUUCCAGAGGAUGUGAUACUGUACACAGAUGAGGAUGAGUGGUCUAGUUGGAGUAAAAUAGGUGACAAUGUCCUUCACAUUGAACUUCGCAGGUGGGCUGACAUUAUGGUUAUUGCUCCUCUUUCAGCAAAUACUCUUGGGAAGAUUGCUGGAGGAUUAUGUGACAAUCUGCUAACAUGUGUUGUACGGGCAUGGGACUACAAUAAGCCUUUAUUUGUUGCUCCAGCAAUGAACACCUUCAUGUGGAACAACCCAUUUACAGAGAAGCAUCUUCUGUCAAUUGAUGAGCUCGGCAUAACUUUGAUUCCUCCUGUUACAAAGAGGUUGGCUUGUGGUGAUUAUGGAAAUGGAGCUAUGGCUGAACCAUCUCUCAUUUAUAAGACCAUACGGCUAUUCUUGGAGUCUCAUCGGCUCUAAAGCUGGUUCGAAUGUGUAGUGUUACUUAGGUAUCGUUUCGUUACCAGGCUAAUGUAAUUUUGUGUGAAGUUUCUGAAUGUUAUAUGCAUGGUUCUAUUGUAUAGUGGUUUAGGUCAGAAAAAGUUUCUCGGUGUCCAUAUAGCACUCUUUAUCGCCGAAAUCAUAACAUUGUGUUCCAGGAUUGUGUGAAUGUUUGUUACCAUGACAAUGUGUGUUUUGAUUAAGCAAGCAUGUGUAGUAGAUCUUUUGUUUGGUUGAUCGAAAGCUGACUUUAUUUGUUGGAGA